GACAACCCUCUUUUUAUUACCACUAACGUAACCUCACCAUGUUCGUCGACAUCGUCCCAACAGAGUCUUCCGGUUUGAAAAUUAUGCAAUGUCACUGCACAAGGCCUCCUUAGAAGCACUAUUUGCUUUCGACGCAACCUCACAUGUUCCUGCAGAGUUCACCUUUGGAGUUGAGAUAGAGAUAUGGUCUCCAUAUCCGCGGGAUGAACUUGCCGAAAAGCUGCAAGAGCGAUUUGAUAUUGAUGCAAGAGUAGUAUGGUUUACUCAUCAAUGCACACCAUACUGGAAAGUGUUACGGGACAGCACUCUGGUGGACUCGCCUAAGGGCCAAUAUGGCAUGGAACUGGUAUCGCCUAUUUUGCAUGGCGGGACGGGGAUUCAAGAAAUCAAAGGAAUCGUACAUGCUUUACGGGCCUUGAAUGUCAGGUGUGACGCUUCUACCGGCCUUCAUGUGCACGUCGGUCGCCAUAAUAUGGAAUGGACCUUGACCGAAUUGCAAAAUAUUUGCACGCAGUUCAUUCGGAACGAGACUUUUUUUGAUGCGAUGGUACCUGUAGAGAGACGAGGUGAUACUAACAGCCAAUUACGAUCAAACGCAAAUCUGUUUAUCGGUUGUCCUGGACCGCACAUACAUGCGACAGCUGAUGUAGACGCACUUAUAAAGUGUGUGAAUAGCAACGGGUACGAUGGGUCCACGCGGUAUUUCAAGUUGAAUGUUGAAUCAUUGCGAACCUUCCGAACGAUAGAGUUUAGGCAGCAGGUGGCGACUGUCGAUUGGCAAAAGGCCGUGGCAUGGGUGGCCGGUAUUUUGGCAUUUUGCAAACGAGCUUGCUUGGAAAACGACACCGAUGUGGGUAGAUGAUCUCGCAUGAAACAUUUCUGCGGAGCAUGGCCUAUCCACAGUUUUUUGACCGUAAUGGCAACCGAGUGGUGCUCCACCGAAACGUUAGUACCGAGCUUCCUCAUUAACAAAUGUAAUUUACCGGAUACGGACCCUGCCGAGUUGAGGAUGUGCUGGGUAGAUUCACAGCAACGACAUUGAUGCUGUGCAAACUGGCCAGACCAAGAAGUAGUUGAUAACCAAUAUAACUAAAGAGAAAGGUUUCCAUCACUUUUCGAUAGGUUAGGAGGUGUGACCCUAGUCAUGAUUUCUCAUUGGCAAAAGAUGGGUUACACAACAUCGUGAUAUUCUGAUACAAUUAGAUACAGUAUAUAAACAACUAUCUGGUUUCAAUCUCGGCUAAAGUGCGUUGAAAUAAAGCCCAUUCAUCGCUCCGGGGUUGGGACAUCUGGUGAAGAAAAU
Messenger RNA from Spizellomyces punctatus DAOM BR117, 1303 nucleotides. RefSeq lists its product as uncharacterized. Lineage: Eukaryota; Fungi; Chytridiomycota; Chytridiomycetes; Spizellomycetales; Spizellomycetaceae. The transcript is spliced from 2 exons. The record is from RefSeq and is a predicted model, not a curated record. Bases 89 to 862 code for a protein of 257 amino acids.